Orussus abietinus is the source of this 626-nucleotide messenger RNA. Its product is annotated as protein ALP1-like. NCBI's taxonomy places the organism in Eukaryota, Metazoa, Arthropoda, Insecta, Hymenoptera, Orussidae. The record is from RefSeq and is a predicted model, not a curated record. The transcript has 2 exons. The coding region runs from base 1 to 528 and encodes 175 amino acids.
AUGUCAUCGCGAUUUAUCGAUUGUUACAUUGGUUUACCUGGUAGAAUACAUGAUGCACGAGUUUGUAGAAGCAGUACAAUCUUCCGAAGACUAACCGACCAGAAUAACCCUCUACUUUCCAAAGAUGAACAUCUAAUUGGUGAUUCAGCCUAUCCAUUAAUGCAAAAUUUAUUAACUCCUUUUAGAGAUACCGGACAGCUUACGAGAGCUCAAGUUCACUAUAAUACAAGGUUCAGCUCAAUUCGCUCAAUCAUAGAACGAGCUUUUGGACACUUAACAGGAAAGAUGCGAAGAUUAAAAUAUUUAUACAUAACAGAUUUUGAUUUGGGGAAUAAUAUAAUAGCAGCUGCUUGUGUACUACACAAUUAUAUAAUUGACAAUAAUGAUUUUCAUGAUUGUGAUGUAAUAGACACCGAUGACGAUAUUGAAAUUGAUGAAGUUCUUGUAGUUGAAAAUUAUAAAAUUGAGUUACAAACAGCUACAGAGAAAAGAAAUAAUAUAGUAGCUUUGUUGUAUCGUAAUAUCUGAAAGAUGAAAUUAUACUUACCAUGUUGCACUGAACUUCUAUUUUAGUAUGUUAAAUAAAUCAGAUCAUAUAAAAUUAACAAAGUAUUUAUUAAUAAAUA